AUGAGAGAAUCCUCAAAGCCGUGGAGACCAUUCACGGCUAAUUGCUGCAGUUCAGCUGAAGAUCAAACAUUCUUUGGCAACUUCAGCAGAUGCAGGUCGUCAAAAUCAGACCUUUCCAAGAACAUUGGUCCAUUACCAUCAUUUAGAAGACUGUCCUUCUCUGAUCUUAGCCAUUCUUCAUCAACACGUAUUAAUGAGGAUCUUGCACAGUCUUUUGGGCCUGACUUGUUUGAUUUUCAAUUGAGUGAGUUACGUGCUAUAACACAGAAUUUCUCUAGCAAUUUCUUGCUAGGAGAAGGUGGGUUUGGGACCGUGCAUAAGGGUUAUGUAGAUGACAAUUUGAGGCCAGGUUUGAAGGCUCAGGCUGUUGCUGUUAAGCUUCUUGACAUUGAAGGCCUGCAAGGUCACCGUGAAUGGCUGGCGGAAGUAAUAUUCUUGGGGCAACUUAGACACCCAAAUUUAGUUAAAUUGAUUGGCUAUUGUUGCGAGGAAGAAGAACGACUUCUUGUCUAUGAAUUCAUGCCUCGAGGCAGCUUAGAGAAUCACUUGUUCAAAAGGAUUUCAGUGUCCUUGCCAUGGGGCACGAGGUUAAAGAUAGCGAUGGGAGCAGCCAAGGGGCUAGCCUUCUUGCAUGGUGCUGAGAACCCUGUCAUAUACCGUGACUUCAAAACUUCCAAUGUGUUGCUUGAUUCUGAUUUUACGGCUAAGUUAUCAGAUUUUGGACUCGCAAAGAUGGGACCUGAAGGAUCAGACACACAUGUUAGCACUCGAGUGAUGGGCACCUAUGGAUACGCUGCCCCCGAAUAUGUCUCAACAGAGCUGCUCACCGGAAGGAGAGCAACUGAUAAGUCAAGACCAAAGGGUGAGCAAAACAUCGUUGAUUGGGCAAAACCUUACUUAACCAGCAGUCGCAGGUUGCGGUGUAUUAUCGAUCCAAGACUUGCAGGGCAGUACUCUGUCAAGGGAGCAAAGCAAAUGGCCAUGCUAGCAUUACAAUGCAUAAGUUUAAACCCCAAACACAGGCCCAAAAUGCCAUCCAUUGUUGAAACUCUUGAAGCCCUACAACAGUAUAAGGACAUGGCCGUAGCGUGUGGGCAAUGGCAAGCAUCACCAAAAUCUACUACGAGAAAGGGAAUUUCCCCUGGAGGAAGGUUGGAAAGUAGAGGCGCAAGUUAUAGGAAAUCAGCACCAGUUACAUCAAGCAAGAAAGCAUAG
This is a messenger RNA of Dovyalis caffra, 1215 nucleotides long. The record is from the annotation of a GenBank genome assembly. NCBI's taxonomy places the organism in Eukaryota, Viridiplantae, Streptophyta, Magnoliopsida, Malpighiales, Salicaceae.